ACAAAGACUUCAUAUCUCGAGUCCCAAUCACGACGACCCAAAGUAAAUCACCAUGCUGUUCAAGAACUUUUUUGUCGUUGCCACUAGCCUGGUAGCUCUUGGCGGAGCUGCACCAGUAUUAGGUAUGCAAGAAAGUCGUCAGAGAAAAUAUGUUCUGACAAGAACAGCACCUGUUGAAGACCGCGCAGCAGCACCAGCCAAUGUAUAUGGCCAAGCCCACACUCUCAAGUUGGCCGAUGACGAGUUCAAGAAGCGCGAGGCACUCCCACAGAUUAACGCAUAUGGACGUGCUCAUACUCUCAAGAUGGCCGAUGAUGCUUUCAAGAGGGAGGCAGAGCCGGCGAACGUCUAUGGACAGGCCCAUACUUUGAAGUUGGCCGACGACGAGUACAAGAAGCGCGAUGCACUACCGCAGAUUAAUGCAUAUGGCCGUGCUCACACUCUCAAGAUGGCCGAUGAUGCUUUCAAGGCUUGAAUAAAGGAGUGCGGCAAAGAAGGAAUUCAGUUGAGGAAAUCAGGCAACAGGAAAUGUCAUGUAAUAAUGGACAAGCUAGCAAAUAACGGGAUGUCCAGAAGAAAUAGCUGCUCAGCGAACAACAGUUCGCGAGAAGGAAUGUUCUCAUGAUGAGCCGUGACAAGCCAGACAGAAGUGAUGCAUUGGUCUUCCGAUCCCUUGCCUCAGACACUUGAGCGGGCGUCACUGAACUUUCAGUAUGCUGUAACCACCAUCGAUAAAACCUGAGCUUUACUCCAUCUGUAUCUGUGAGUUUACGGUGCUGCUGACUCCACUGGGAAGACUGU
This is a messenger RNA of Cadophora gregata, 801 nucleotides long. RefSeq lists its product as uncharacterized. NCBI's taxonomy places the organism in Eukaryota, Fungi, Ascomycota, Leotiomycetes, Helotiales, Ploettnerulaceae. The record is from RefSeq and is a predicted model, not a curated record. The coding region runs from base 53 to 475 and encodes 140 amino acids. The transcript has a single exon.